GAAAAUUCGCGAAGGUUCUUGAAACGGAACUGGUCGUUUCCGGAAGCUGGCGGCUGCCGCCACCGUCAGAGCAGCGCCCGCGACAGGAGAGCGGUGAACGCGUCCCGCUGCGUCUCCUGGUGUUUGGGUCUUGCCUGCGACGGAGGAAAAAAAAAAGAUGGCCUUGCUGUGCUACAACCGGGGCUGUGGCCAGCAUUUCGAUCCCGAGAACAAUUCUGAUGAUGCUUGCACAUACCACCCAGGUGUUCCGGUCUUUCAUGAUGCAUUAAAGGGUUGGUCUUGCUGUAAGAGAAGAACAACUGAUUUUUCUGAUUUCUUAAGCAUUGUAGGCUGUACAAAAGGCAGGCACAGCAGUGAAAAGCCCCCAGAGCCUAUCAAGCCUGAAGUCAAGACUUCUGAGAAGAAAGAACUCUCUGAAUUGAAACCUAAAUUUCAGGAGCACAUCAUUCAAGCCCCCAAACCAGUAGAAGCAAUAAAAAGGCCCAGCCCAGAUGAACCAAUGACAAAUUUGGAAUUAAAAAUAUCUGCUUCCUUAAAACAAGCACUUGAUAAACUUAAGCUGUCAUCAGGGAAUGAAGAAGAUAAGAAAGAAGAAGAUAGUGAUGAAAUUAAGAUUGGAACCUCAUGUAAAAAUGGAGGAUGUUCAAAGACAUAUCAGGGUCUACAAAGUCUAGAAGAAGUCUGUGUUUAUCACUCUGGAGUACCUAUUUUUCAUGAGGGGAUGAAAUACUGGAGCUGUUGUAGAAGAAAAACUUCUGAUUUUAACACAUUCUUAGCCCAAGAGGGCUGUACAACAGGGAAACACAUGUGGACAAAAAAGGAUGCUGGGAAAAAAGUUGUUCCAUGUAGGCAUGACUGGCAUCAGACUGGAGGUGAAGUCACCAUUUCAGUAUAUGCUAAAAAUUCACUUCCUGACCUUAGUCGAGUAGAAGCAAAUAGUACAUUGUUAAAUGUGCACAUUGUAUUUGAAGGAGAGAAGGAAUUUCAUCAAAAUGUUAAAUUAUGGGGUGUGAUUGAUGUAAAGCGAAGUUACGUAACUAUGACUGCGACAAAGAUUGAGAUCACCAUGAGAAAAUCUGAGCCUAUGCAGUGGGCAAGCCUUGAACUGCCUGCAACCAAGAAGCUGGAAAAACAAAAAGAAGAUAGAACAAAUUGAGUGGAAGAGGAACAAAAGCUAUUACCUGUUUCAGAAUUCUUACUGUGUGAAGUGGUUGCUUGCUGCUGUAAUGUUUAUUCGUGUGUUGUUUCUGAAUCCGGCAUUUCAGGGUCAAGAUUAGUUUUUUUCAGCCAAAGUCCGUUUACUUUUUUGUGCCUCCCAUCUUCCUUUUGAGUUAGGUAAGAUUGAUUAGUCACUUCUCACUUACAGUACCAUGGUUGUGUCCUGUACUUGAAGAAGCUGGAAAAUAGCUCAUAAACACAGAGCAUCAGAGAAAUACUAAGCAACUUUAUUUUGCAUCUAUCCUACCA
Molecule: messenger RNA, 1467 nt
Organism: Otolemur garnettii (small-eared galago)
Lineage: Eukaryota; Metazoa; Chordata; Mammalia; Primates; Galagidae
Gene: CHORDC1
Product: cysteine and histidine rich domain containing 1
Exons: 11
Coding region: 158-1156 (332 amino acids)
Biological process (GO): centrosome duplication
Molecular function (GO): zinc ion binding
Source: RefSeq, a predicted model, not a curated record